Messenger RNA from Cololabis saira (Pacific saury), 3981 nucleotides. RefSeq names its product antigen WC1.1. The transcript is spliced from 20 exons. Gene Ontology annotation, cellular component: membrane. The record is from RefSeq and is a predicted model, not a curated record. Bases 1 to 3981 code for a protein of 1326 amino acids. Lineage: Eukaryota; Metazoa; Chordata; Actinopteri; Beloniformes; Belonidae.
AUGAGGUUCCUGCUGCUCUGCUGCUUCGCUCUGCUCCAGCCGCUCCACUCACAAGGUCCAAACAGGGUGAUUCUGCGGGAUGUGGGCCGGGCCCCGGGGGUCUCGGGGAGAUCUGUGGAGCCCUGCCAAGGCCACGUGGAGGUUUACUACAACAACACGCCGGGAUACGUGGGGGACAAACACUGGAGCGGGAACACGGACCUGGUGGUCUGCAGGACCACCCACUGCGGGACGCCCGUCCGAGACGCCCAGGACGUCCAGCGGGAAACGGGCCGCACCGUCUGGCUCAACGAGCUGCGUUGCCAGGGCAACGAGAGCAGCCUGUGGGACUGCCCGGGCUGGCCCGGCCCGGGACUCAGCUACUACCAGAAACCCACCGUCAAGAAGGUCACGUGUUCACAUCAAGUCCGUCUGAAACUGGAACAGUCGGAGUGUGAAGGAGCCGUCCGCUACUCCACGGACGGGGGAACCAACUACGGCUACUUCUGCAACGACAACUGGAGACAGCCUGACGCCGCGCUGCUGUGUAAACAGCUCGGCUGUGGAGGAGCCAGAGAUGUUUCCAAACCGGCUCGGAUGCUAACGGACGACUUUGACCGAUCAACCAAGAUGAAGGUGAACUGCAACGGAAUCGUUGACGUCACCAACCUGUGGCAGUGUGUUGCCGGGGAAACCCAGGGGUGCAAGUUACCGGCAUCAGUGACAUGUGAAGGCCACCGGCGGCUGCAGCUCCAGGGAAACCCGGCCAACGUUUGCUCCGGUCGGCUGCAGCAGGAAGCAGGCGGGAGCUGGACGCCUGUUUCAGCCAAUCACAGCGUGGACGGCUGGUGCAGACGGCUGCACUGCGGUUCCUACGGGAACCACACGCGGCUGGGCGCCGGUCUGGACCUCACCUGCUCAGACCAGGUGCAGGUGGUUCUGAUGGACCGGAACAAGGAAACCCGGUGCUUCGGUUUAGUUCACGUCAAGGUGAACGACACGGCGAGGCCCGUAUGUGCAUCCAGCUGGACGCAGAAGGAGGCGGACCUGGUCUGCAAGGAGCUCAACUGUGGCACAAUGAUCACAUGGCAGACAUCAAGGACGAGCGCCGCGGCGAUCAUGGACCAUGUGAGCUGCUUGGGGACGGAGUCAUCGCUGUGGUUCUGUAACGGGAGGCGUGGCCACAACAUCCCCUGUCAGGAGUCUCCUUACAUUUACUGUUCAAAGAGUAUGGAGGUGGAGCUGCAGGACGGUCCUGGGAGAUGUGCCGGGAGACUGGCGGUGUUGCAUCAGGGAGAAUGGAAACGGGUCCAGACGACGGGCUGGGAGGACAGUUAUUCCAACCGCGUCUGCAAACAACUAAAGUGUGGGAAACAAUCCAACAUCUCUCAAACGUUCAUUAAGGGUUCGGGUGAUUUCAUGAAGAUCCAGAACUGCGGCUCGGGCAAAAACAUAUCAGAAUGCUUUACAAGCGAAGACCGGAACAGGCCACAGGUGGACAUGGAACCGGUGGUGGUCACCUGUGAAAAGCACAAGGUGCUCGUCCUGUCGGAAACCUGCUCUGGAAACGUGGGAAUCUGGCAGGAGAACCGGGUCAAGUGGCUCUCCGGAUCCAACGACACGUGGAACGCCGAGUCUGCCAACACCGUGUGUCGGCAGAUGCAUUGUGGGAAAGCCGUGGACUUCACGGCUCAUCCGCUCGCCAACGACACCAUGGAGGCGGACGCUGGGACGAUAUCGUACCGUUGUCCCGCCGCGGAGAAGUCCCUGUUCGACUGCAGGAAAAUGUCCCGUCCAGACGACGCCAAUCACACCAUGGCCUACGUGAAAUGUUCAGGGAACAUCCACCUGAACCUGAGCGAGGGCUGCUGGGGAUACGUGGACGUUUAUCUGGAGAAAAGCUCUGGAGGUUUGUGUGAGGACACGUGGACCGACGAGCAAUCCCAGCAGCUGUGCAGCGACCUGGGCUGCGGGAGCAAGACCUUCCCCUCCUACAGUCAACGCAAGUCACGCACGAUCCUGUUCAAGAGCCUGCACAGCUCGGGCUCGGGCCGGAGCCUGCACAGCUUGGGCUCGGGCCGGAGCCUGCACAGCUCGGGCCGGGCCCCGCUCAGCCAGAGCAGCUUCGUCAGCUGGGACGACGCCAGGCGGGGCUGCAACCCGGCCUACGUGGUCUGUGAGGGCAGCAUCAGGACCAAACUGAGCCCGUCCCGGGACAGAUGUUCUGGAAACGUCCUGAUCCACUACGAGGGUCAGUGGCUGCCGGUGCAGAGGAAAGCUCUGGAGAGCGAUGGAACCGGGGACGCCGUGUGCAGGGAGCUGGACUGUGGGGUCGCCGUGGAAACCAUCCCCUACUUCCCCCCCAGGACGGAGGCCCAGAAGGUCGUCACCAAGCUGCGGUGCUCCUCUAAUGAACGGCUGAGGGACUGUGAGAUCGAGGCCGGGACGACGUCAAACGUCCGGCUCGGGGGCCUUCGCUGCUCCGGGUGGAGGAAGAUGGCGCUGGAGGUGGAACACGCCUGCAGAGGCGACGUGGUCGUUCGCUCCGAGGGUCGGAGGAGCUUCGUCUCCAGUCACGGCUGGACGGACGUGGAGUCGAACCGGCUCUGCAGCGACCUGAACUGUGGCCGGGUCACCAAUCACACAUCAGUGAAGGCCGAACCCGGGUCUCUCUGGAACAGCACCUUCCACUGCUCCCGGGUCUCCGGGGUUCCAGGGGUUUCAGCUCCAGAAAGCAUCUGGGACUGUGAGACCAGAACCCGGCCGUCGGGGCAGGACAAGCUCUUCAUCCAGUGUGGAGCGGAACCUUCCGUCAGCCUGUCGGGGCCGUGCGGCGGGACCCUGGACCUGGACGGGUUCCCGGUCUGCUCCAGCUCCUGGGACCUGGACUACGCCCACAGAGUCUGCCAGGAGCUGGACUGCGGCAACGCCGUGGUCAACUCCUCCUCCCCCCACACCGGGGAGGGCUACCACGUCAGCUGCGACCACCACCAGUACAAGCUGGGCCAGUGUAAGAGGGCCCGGGGGGCCUGCACCGGCAGGGUCAGCAUCUACUGCACCGAAAGAGUUGAAUUCAACGUGACGAGGAAAUGUGGCGGCUCCCUGCAGAUCAGAGUGAGAGACGGGUGGGAGUACGUGGCUGUCAUGGACGCCUCCACGGAGCUGCAGGAGAAGCUGUGCCGAGGCCUGAACUGCACCCCGAAGAUGCUGCAGGGCGACCAACGCCCUCAGGACAUGAGUGGCAUGACGACCAGCCUGGCCUGCAAGUCUGGAGCCAAAGACCUCAAGUACUGCGUCAACCUGCACGCGCCUAAAACCAAGAAACCGGCCGUCUUCUACUGCCACGGCUAUGAAAAAGAGAAGACGAUUGAAACACCAUCGGUUCCUACCGUCGCCAUCGUCCUGGGAGUGGGAGUGGCUGUGGUGUCGGUGAUCUUGAUCGCUGUGUUUGCCAGAUACUACUUCAUCAGGAGAAACAAGAAACGCAGAAUGUCACGGAACGACGGGGAGUUUUACGAGAGUGGCGAGUACGAAGACGUCGACAAACUGAGCGAAAUGGACGACUUUGGUCGCGACGGUUUCGGGGCAGAUUCUGAGUUAAUGGGGGAGAAGGACAGACUCAGCGCGUCGUCUUUGCCCUACGACGACGUGGACGAGGUGACGGAGGGUCAGCCCCUAACCCCCCCCAGGUCCUCCGAGGCCCCGCAGGACGAAGGAAAGGAUGGAAAGUUCCGACCUACUCUGAAGCUGAUCCUUUUAAGGGGAAAUGCAAAUCAUUCCUUCUUCUUGUGGAAUGGCGUGACCUACGAAGUGGAAGACGUGCAGGAGAACUACGACGACAUCGACGCCGACCCCGGGGCCGGGGCCGACGCCGACGCCGACCCCGGGGAGGCCCCGCGGACGACGGCCCAGGUCCACGACGCGCCUGAUCCCGGCGCAGCGCCGCCUGCAGGCCGGCUGCAGGAGGACGGGGACUACCUGGUGCCGGGGGAAGACGGGUGA